CCCCCUGCGCGGCGGCUGCGAUGGCCCGGCCGCGCCCGCGCACCCCCACGGCCUGCCCAGGCCCGAGGCGCUCUACUACCCGGGACCCUUACUGCCUCUGUAUCCCACCCCACCAGUGGGCUCCUUUCCUCUGAUGAACCUGUCUACACCCCUGUACCCCAUGAUGUGCUCCAUGGAACAUCCCCUGUCAGUGGACAUCGCCACAGCCACCCGUGCAGAUGAGGACGGGGACACGCCUCUCCACAUCGCCGUGGUGCAGGACAAUCUGCACGCCGUGCACCGGCUGGUAACCCUUUUCCAGCACGCGGGCCGCGAGCUGGACGUCUACAACAACUUGCGGCAGACCCCGCUCCACCUGGCUGUGAUCACCACGUUACCGAAUAUAGUCCAGCUCUUGGUGACGGCUGGGGCCAGCCCCAUGGCGCUGGAUCGCCAUGGCCAGACCGCAGCCCACCUGGCGUGCGAGCACCGCAGCCCUACAUGCCUGCAGGCCCUGCUGGACAGCGCGGCCCCGGGCUCCGUGGACCUGGAGGCCCGCAAUUACGAUGGGCUCACCGCCCUGCAUGUGGCCGUGAACACCAAGUGCCACCAAGCGGUGCUGCUUCUGCUAGAGCGCGGUGCAGACAUUGAUGCGGUGGACAUUAAGAGUGGCCGCUCCCCGCUCAUCCACGCCGUGGAAAACAACAGCCUCAGCAUGGUGCAGCUACUGUUGCAGCACGGCGCCAACGUGAACGCGCAGAUGUACUCGGGCAGCUCCGCGCUGCACUCGGCGUCGGGCCGCGGGCUCCUGCCGCUCGUGCGCACCCUGGUCCGCAGCGGCGCCGACAGUGGCCUCAAGAACUGUCACAACGACACGCCGCUGAUGGUGGCGCGCAGCCGCAGGGUCAUCGACAUCCUGAGGGGUAAGGCCACCAGGGCUGCCUCCGCAACACAGACCGAGCCCUCCCCGGACCGAAGUGCCACCACCUCCCCCGAGAGCAGCAGCCGCCUCAGCUCCAACGGUCUUCUUUCCGCUUCACCGUCCUCCUCGCCCUCCCAGUCUCCCCCCAAGGACCCGCCCGGAUUCCCCCUGGCUCCCCCAAGUUUCUUCCUUCCUCCCCCAUCUCCGCCUGCCUUCCUGCCCUUUCCUGGGGUUCUCCGAGGCCCUGGCCGGCCGGUGCCCCCCUCCCCGGCUCCAGGAGGCAGCUGAGAAGGAUGGGGGGGCAGAUCUCGAACUCAUGGGGAGGGGCCUCCCUGCGCUGGGGGGGUCUGCCCUUCCGGAAACUGUGAAGAUCUCACUCUGCCCCCCCCCCCCCAAUCUUCAGGACCAGGAUUUGCACCAAAGCACAUGCACCUACUCCUGAGCCCCUGGCGCGCAUAGAUCCCCCCCGCCCCCCCCCCGGCUCCGUCUUGUCCCACCAAGGACUGUGGCAUUCUCAGGCACUGGCUCCCAGCCUGGAACUCUACCCAAAUGUUCAUUUCCUGCCCCUCCCUGAGCUGGUGGAACCAGGGAGCAGUCCCUCCUCGGCCACCUCCGUCCAGAUGAAUGAAGAGAGAGGAGCUUAGGCAGGCACUGGUAACACUGUAAAUUAUUAGGCACAAGGGUUAGAUUCUUUUGUAAUAAACUAUUUUUGUACCAUA
Molecule: messenger RNA, 1620 nt
Organism: Chinchilla lanigera (long-tailed chinchilla)
Lineage: Eukaryota; Metazoa; Chordata; Mammalia; Rodentia; Chinchillidae
Gene: Bcl3
Product: B-cell CLL/lymphoma 3
Molecular function (GO): protein binding
Source: RefSeq, a predicted model, not a curated record